Messenger RNA from Labrus bergylta (ballan wrasse), 2172 nucleotides. It is a transcript of the gene tdg.1, whose product is annotated as thymine DNA glycosylase, tandem duplicate 1. The record is from RefSeq and is a predicted model, not a curated record. Gene Ontology annotation, molecular function: uracil DNA N-glycosylase activity; pyrimidine-specific mismatch base pair DNA N-glycosylase activity. Gene Ontology annotation, cellular component: nucleus. Lineage: Eukaryota; Metazoa; Chordata; Actinopteri; Labriformes; Labridae. Gene Ontology annotation, biological process: base-excision repair, AP site formation.
ACCGGCGGUGCUGUCAUGUCUUUGUUGCCUCGGUAGCAGCUCCUAUGUCGUGAAUAGAGGAGCGGAAUAGAUGGGAAACAAAUAGUUAACUGUACAGAAGAUACUCAUUUAAGCCGGUUCCACAACAGUCAAACCACCCAUAAGAUGGAGGAAAAGCUGAAUGGAUCAUUCCCUGUUGUCUCUCCGGAGUAUCUUCAUCAGUGGGUUCAGUCUGCACAGCAGUUUCAAGCUCUCCAGAACCAAUAUUCAGGCUUCAACCCCAAUCAUCACUAUCCUUACCCAGAGGGGGAGGCGGAGGAGGCAGCCGGGGCACACAUGGCUAAUCCAGAACCCAUGAUGGAUCAGCAGGAGCUUGCCAACCUGGCUAAACCCCCGGCCAAAAAAAGAGGCAGACCAGCUCAACCCAAGGAACCCAAGGCACCCAAACCACCAAAAGUCCCCAAGGCACCUAAGCCACCUAAGCCACCUAAAGACCCAAAUGCACCUAAAGCCAAACCAGGUCCUAAACCCAAGAAGGCCGCUGAUGCUCAGACCGACGGGAAACAAGAGAAGAUAGAUGAGAGCUUCAAGAAAGUGAGGAGGAAAGUCGACCGCUUUAAGGGGAUGUCAGAGGAGGAAGUCAUGAAAAAGACUCUGCCUGACCUGCUAGAUUACAACCUGGACUAUGUCAUUAUUGGUAUCAAUCCAGGACUGAUGGCAGCUUUCAUAGGACGGUGGUUUCCAGGUCCUGGAAAUCAUUUCUGGAAGUGCCUGUUUCUGUCCGGAUUUACGGAGGAGCAGCUAAACCACAUGCAUGACACCACCUUGCCCGUCAAGUACAAAAUGGGCUUCACCAACAUGGUUGAAAGGGCGACACCAGGAAGUAAAGACCUCUCAACUAAGGAGUUUCGUGAAGGAGGCAAAAUCCUCACAGAGAAACUAAAGAAAUUCAAGCCUCUCAUUGCUGUCUUCAAUGGAAAAUGCAUCUAUGAAAUGUUCUGCAGAGAGCUGUUUGGUAAGAAACCAACAAAGCUUGAAUUUGGUCUGCAGCCGCACAAGAUCCCCGACUGUGAUGUGGCGCUGUACCUGAUGCCCUCCUCCAGCGCUCGGUGUGCUCAGUUCCCUCGUGCUCAGGACAAAGUCCACUUCUACAUCAAACUGAGGGAGCUCAGAGAUAAGCUGAAGGGCGAGCAAAGAAGUGCAGAGAUCCAGGAGGUCGAGUACUCGUUCAACCUGCAGCUGGCUAAAGAGGACGCCAAGAGGAUGGCGAUAAAGGAGGAGACGUAUGAUCCCGGUUAUGAAGACGCCUACGGGGGAGCGUAUGCAGAGAAAGGUGCUGAAGGGGCACCAGCUCCAGGACAGACCAACGGGCACUGUACAUUCUCAUCUGGAGAAAACAGAGAAGGAGCACAGGAGGCGAGCACAUCACAAUUAGCAGAGGGUCAGCUCCCAGACGGACAGUGGAUGACCCAGUCCUUUGCAGACCAGAUCCCAGACAUCAGCGGAGGACAAAAGGAGGCCGGUGUAUGAGGAAGAAGACUGCGCUGACAAGCAGUGACCUGUCAGGUUUUAGGCUUUUUUCCUUUUUCGUUAGUGUAGACGGACUUCUUAGAGAUUUUGCAGAAUCUUCUUUCUGCACUUUUUAUUUGUUUUAUGGUCUCGUGAACAUGUAUGAUCACCUUGACGGCAGUCUUUGUUAAAAAAAAAAAUCAGGGACUUGACAAUGACGAUGCUGGACUGUCCUCGGAGGUCAUGUAUUUAAACCUUUGUACUGUAACAUACUGCACUGUGAUGCAGUAAGUGUAAACAUUCAUGCCUACUGCUGCGACAGUAGAUACAACCACAGAUGGUUAUUUUAAACGCUCACACAGGUCCAAGUGAGCCUCGACGAUCCUCUGUGUGAAGGGAGGGUUUAGCAUUAAUCCGUUGAUAUUUUCUUUUUAUGGUGCUAUGAACUGGCCACAAUGCAACGACGUGAUCACUGGAUGAAAACCGGACUCAUCAUGCAUGUCAAGAGAAAUCUCUGGCAAACCUUUUUAAAAUGUUACAAAACUCUUAACAGGUUUUAUUUGACUUUUUAUUUUAUCACUCUAGGAAGUUUAGGAUAAUGUUUUGUAUGUUUUAAAAUGUCAUUCUUAAGGAAUUUUAUGAAAAUAAUGUCCAUUAAAAUACCCUGAUGAUGUUUUUCUUAUA